Messenger RNA from Scophthalmus maximus (turbot), 2906 nucleotides. RefSeq names its product polyadenylate-binding protein 1A. Gene Ontology annotation, cellular component: cytosol; ribonucleoprotein complex; nucleus. The record is from RefSeq and is a predicted model, not a curated record. Bases 631 to 2538 code for a protein of 635 amino acids. The transcript is spliced from 15 exons. NCBI's taxonomy places the organism in Eukaryota, Metazoa, Chordata, Actinopteri, Pleuronectiformes, Scophthalmidae. Gene Ontology annotation, molecular function: poly(A) binding; mRNA 3'-UTR binding; poly(U) RNA binding.
CACCGACCUUCCUUUCAUUCCCGUAAUCCGUCUGCGCAGGGUGUGCUCCGGAGCUAAGUCUCGGCACACAUUUUAUUAUUAUGAAACAAACCAAAAGCUAGAGCGCACACGCAGACAUAUUUUUAUAAGAAAAGAAAAAAAACAAAAAGAAAACAACAUAAAAAUCGGUGAAGCAGGACUUUGAUUCGACAACAAGAAAAAAAAAAACGGAAAAAAAAACCCAAAUAGCAACGCGCAGAAGAAGGAGCGGACCGGGCGGCACGUUGAGCAGCUAGCGGCAUCGUCGGACGCGUGUGUGAGAGCAGCUUCCGCCAGUUAACAUUGUUGAACCAUUUGUAUAUCUUCCCUUCUCCAGGGCUUUGCUACUCAUUGUUAACCGGGCCGUUCGUGUCGCCGGUCGCUCACACAGUCGUCCCCGUGAAGGUGCGCGAGCCGCGUCGAUUAGGCCCCGCGCCGACAUCUUGCUAAUCGAGCUAACUAGCCCACGUUGCUAACCGGUGGAGCGAGCUAGCGCUAGCGCCCGCGCAGCUAACGCACGGAGGAGAGCGGAGCGAGGAAUCGGCCAGUCCGCGGAGAAAGAGCGGGCCGGAGCCCACACUCGUCCCCUCGAGACACGCGCGUCGUCCAGACAUGAAUCCCAGCGCGCCCAGCUACCCCAUGGCCUCGCUGUACGUGGGCGACCUGCACCCGGACGUCACCGAGGCCAUGCUGUACGAGAAGUUCAGCCCGGCCGGACCCAUCCUGUCCAUCAGGGUCUGCAGGGACAUGAUCACCCGCCGGUCCCUCGGCUACGCCUACGUCAACUUCCAGCAGCCGGCAGACGCCGAGCGAGCCCUGGACACCAUGAACUUCGAUGUGAUUAAAGGCAGACCACUCCGCAUCAUGUGGUCUCAGCGUGAUCCCUCGCUGAGGAAGAGUGGAGUCGGCAACAUCUUCAUCAAGAACCUGGACAAGUCCAUUGACAACAAGGCGCUCUACGACACAUUCUCUGCGUUUGGAAACAUCCUGUCCUGCAAGGUGGUUUGUGAUGAAAAUGGCUCAAAGGGUUACGGCUUUGUGCACUUUGAGACCCACGAGGCUGCUGAACGGGCCAUUGAGAAAAUGAAUGGCAUGUUGCUCAAUGACAGAAAAGUAUUUGUUGGACGCUUCAAAUCACGCAAAGAGCGGGAGGCUGAGCUUGGGGCACGUGCCAGAGAGUUUACCAAUGUUUACAUCAAGAACUUUGGUGAGGAUAUGGACGACGAGAAGCUGAAGGAGUUAUUUGGCAGAUAUGGGCCUGCACUCAGCAUCCGGGUCAUGACUGACGAGAGUGGCAAAUCCAAGGGAUUUGGCUUUGUUAGCUUCGAGAGACACGAAGAUGCACAGAAGGCCGUGGACGACAUGAACGGUAAAGACAUGAACGGCAGGCAGGUGUACGUGGGCCGCGCACAGAAGAAAGGGGAACGGCAGAACGAGCUGAAGCGCAAAUUUGAGCAGAUGAAACAAGAUCGCAUGACCAGAUACCAGGGUGUCAAUCUGUACGUGAAAAACCUGGAUGAUGGUCUGGAUGACGAGCGUCUGCGUAAAGAAUUCUCUCCAUUUGGAACCAUAACAAGUGCUAAGGUGAUGAUGGAGGGUGGUCGCAGCAAAGGCUUCGGCUUUGUGUGCUUCUCUUCCCCAGAAGAGGCCACUAAGGCUGUGACGGAGAUGAAUGGGCGUAUUGUUGCUACCAAGCCGCUGUAUGUGGCCCUGGCCCAACGCAAGGAGGAGCGCCAGGCCCAUCUAACCAAUCAGUACAUGCAGAGGAUGGCCACUGUUCGCGCUGUGCCCAACCCUGUCCUCAACCCGUACCAGCCUGCCCCACCCUCAGGCUAUUUCAUGGCAGCUAUACCUCAGGCCCAGAACCGCGCCGCUUACUACUCAGCCAACCAGCUGGCACAGCUCCGCCCGAGCCCCCGAUGGGCCACGCAAGGAGUGCGUCCUCAACACUUCCAGAACAUGCCCAAUGCCAUGCGCCCCUCAGCUCCCAGGCCCCAGGCGUUCAACACCAUCCGUCCCACCGCGACCGCCAACACCCAGGUGCCACGCAUGAUGGCUUCCCAGCGUAUGCCUACCCAGGCCCUCAACCAGCGUCCUACCAGUGCUUCAGCCACCGCAGCCCCAGUGCGUGCCAUGCCCCAGUACAAAUAUGCUGCUGGUGUGCGCAACCCUCAGCAGCACAUGGCCUCCCAGCCACAGGUCCCGAUGCAGCAGCCUGCUGUCCAUGUCCAAGGACAGGAGCCCCUGACUGCCUCCAUGCUGGCUGCUGCCCCUCCUCAGGAACAGAAGCAGAUGCUGGGUGAGCGUCUGUUCCCCCUGAUCCAGAACAUGCACCCCAGCCUGGCGGGUAAGAUCACGGGUAUGCUCCUGGAGAUCGACAACUCGGAGCUCCUUCACAUGCUCGAGUCCCCCGAGUCCCUGCGCUCAAAGGUGGAUGAGGCUGUCGCUGUGCUUCAGGCCCACCAGGCCAAGGAGGCCGCUCAGAAGUCCACCACUCCUGCUGGGGUUCCCAGUGUCUAAGAGAGAGCGUUUUGAAACCUGCUUCACCGAUGGGAAAAAGAGAAAAAAAAUAUUAAACAUUGAAAAACCUAAAACUCUGAAAACAUCGCAAAAUGAUAAAUUAUUUCUUAAAAAAACAAAACAAUUGAAUCUGCCAGGUCUAGGGAUGGUUUGACUAGACCUUGAUCAUACACAAAAAUUUGUUUAAAAAAAAUAGCAAAAUAGAAGAAAAUUGAAUUUCUGAAUUUGAAUGCAUUCCUCUGUUUUAUGUCAUUUUACUGUGUCAGUUCUCCGAUCAUCAGCCGUGUUCAGGAAGGUGGUCGCUGAGCUUUUUGAAAGGUGAUUUGUAUCGUAAACUACUGGCUGUAAUAAAUUCUCAUUCAAAAUUA